AUGAUAUCAAGAAAUAUAUUGAGACAGUCAUGCCAUAGGACUCAGAGCCGGUAUUUUGCUUCUUCUGCCUUGAUGUCUAAUUUAUUUGGAGGGAAAAAAGUCAUAAAUCAGACGCAGUUAAAUGCUCCAACUGGAAAAGGUGAAUCAACGACUAAUCCAGCAGAUAUGAUUAAGAGAAACGAUAUAUUGAUGUUUUCACAAAAACCUAUAAAUUAUAUUGAAACAGUUAAGAGUAAUGGAUUUCAUCUUGCAAACAAUUUAUUAAUAACAUCUCCCGAUAAAGAAGGAAAUAUAAUUGGUACAUUAUUGCUAGAAAGUGAAACAUUCGAAAUCAACAUGUCUAAACCAAACAAGGGAUUCGAUCUUAUAAAUGGAUUUAUAAUAGACUUCCAUGAAGAUGUGUUACAAAUAUUUAAUAAAAUACAUCCAAAGCCAGAAAUUUGUGUUAUCGGAUUAGGCUGUAAAUCAAGAAUGUUGAGCGAUUCAACGAAGAAGUAUUUUUCUAACUUGGGAAUUCAAGUGGAUCAUUCUGAUUCGAAUAAUGCUGCGCAAAUGUUUGAUUUAUUGGCUACAGAAAGACCAAACGUUAUAGCAGCAUUGCUAUUACCUCCAAACAUUUAA
Molecule: messenger RNA, 621 nt
Organism: Debaryomyces hansenii CBS767
Lineage: Eukaryota; Fungi; Ascomycota; Pichiomycetes; Serinales; Debaryomycetaceae
Exons: 1
Coding region: 1-621 (206 amino acids)
Biological process (GO): mitochondrial respiratory chain complex I assembly
Cellular component (GO): mitochondrial inner membrane
Source: RefSeq, a predicted model, not a curated record